This is a messenger RNA of Neospora caninum, 744 nucleotides long. RefSeq lists its product as hypothetical. The record is from RefSeq and is a predicted model, not a curated record. Bases 1 to 744 code for a protein of 247 amino acids. NCBI's taxonomy places the organism in Eukaryota, Apicomplexa, Conoidasida, Eucoccidiorida, Sarcocystidae. The transcript has a single exon.
AUGGUGGGUCUACGCAAAUGCGUGUUUUGUUUGAGUGUGGCGGUGGCUGCGGCAGCCCCAGCCGUAGCGGCGGACUCCGACAAAGCCUUUCUCGAUAAAAGCGGUUUGGCGAACUCAGCAAAGAUCCCAAUAUCUGCUAUCUCCACGGCAACUCUAAACGCUGGAGAUGACCCGACUAUCGAUUCGCGAUUCUACACGGUCUUUUCAAGCUGGAAGGAUAUGAUGAACGAUGUUGUGUACAAAAAAUAUCAUGCCAACUAUGAAGCACGGAAGCAUGCCCAGAUGACAUCGGAAUCCUCGGAGUCAUACGAAAACACACCGCCUCACCACCACCACCAUCAUCACCAUCACCAUCACCAUCACCAUCAUCCGCAUUCUUCUGAAUCCGACUCUGACAGCAGCUCGGAAGAAGACAACGGCCCUCCUCCUCGUCCCCAUCCCCACCCGCGCCCUCCUCGUCCCUCCUCCUCCUCUUCUUCCUCCGAAGAAGACAGCUUCAGCUUCUCCUCUGAGGACAACCGACCACACCGCCCCCAUCCCCCGAUGAAGCCAUACCCCCCGAUGAAGCCAUAUCCGCCAAUGCCCUACCCUCCCGUGAUGCCCUACCCUCCUGUGAUGCCCUACCCUCCUGUGAUGCCCUACCCUCCUAUGAUGCCAUACCCUCCUUUCUAUCCACCCUUCAGACCCCCGCGUCCCACCCCGAGCCACAGCCACAGCGUUGAGUCGACCGAGAAGUCGGCAUAA